AUGGCCCCAUCUACCUGUGGCUGUGUCGACUUUGAGAGCCAGGCAUUACCAGAUAUGGAGCCAACCAUUUUUACUGCAUCUGAAAUGGGUCAGGAAGAUCAGUUCACCAUCUCAAGCAUUUCCAGCCGCCUGGUACACGAUGUCAAUGAAGAUCUAACCAAGCCGUGCAACAUGUUUUGCAUGGCAUGGGCGAUCCUCCUGGAACGUUUCACUGGGCUCGACCGUGUGUGCUUCGGGUUCCAGAGUGAGCACAUGAUUACCGAAGAAUCGGAAAAAUGCACAGACGGUGUUACAUCUGCAAUGCAGGUGCAAGUCGCUGCCGAUCAAAGUCUUGAUGACAUUCUUGCUGGAAACGGGUUCACCUCGGUGACGGUACCAGAGACCAAGGCCAAAACACUCUUCAACACCACACUUUCCAUCUGUAACUUGGACAGCCAGUCUAUAUGUGAAAAUGGAGCCUAUAAUAUCUAUUCAUGGUGCAAGGUUCACAUGUUGGUCGACCCUGCCACUAUGAAAACCUUGUUGUCAUGGGAUCCUGCUUUCAUGACAAAAGAACAGGCAGAGACCAUUAGCAACACCUACAACAAGGUAUUCCAGGAGAUUGCUACACAAAAGAAAGUUGUUGUCUCCACUCUCAACUGCUGCAGUGAACAAGAUGAGCUGAAGAUCCUGUAUUGGAACGGGUCUCCAUUGAGCAAUGUACAGAAAUGUAUUCAUCAAGCUGUAUCAGAACAGGGAGCGCUAAGACCAGACGCAGAGGCAGUCUGCGCUUGGGAUGGGAGUUUUUCUUAUUCUCAGCUAUUGACUCUGUCAGACCGUCUCGCCUUUCACUUGCAACAGUUAGGUGUCGGCGCCGAGGUCUUCGUACCUAUUUGCUUCGACAAAUCUAAAUGGACCGUUGUUGCCAUGCUGGCCAUUCUCAAAGCUGGUGGCAUAUUCGUACCACUUGAUCCGACCCAGCCGUUGAUGCGCUUGCAAGGUCUGGCACACAAGGUAGAUGCAAAGACUAUCUUGUGUUCACCCCAACACGAAGAAAUGUUGGAGACCAUAGCAUCAAAGGUGAUCCCUGUCGAUGCUCAGCUAUUCGAGAGACUCGCAGAACAGACAGGCGAAGUCGACUGUGGUUUAUGGAGCUCCGGAGCCUACAUGAUCUUCACCUCUGGAACCACUGGGGAGCCCAAGGGUGCCUUGAUACAGCAUGGUGCUUUGCUAUCAAGCGCUCUUGCCCACGGGCCUGCGAUGAUGAUGGACAGCAACACACGAUCACUUCAUUUCGCUGCAUCGACCUUUGAUGUGAGUAUUACUGAGAUCUUGACUUGCUUGAUCCUGGGUGGUUGUGUUUGUAUACCCAGCGAAGAGGCCCGCCUAAAUGCCAUUGAGGAAGCUAUUACUCAGCUUCGAGUCAACUGGGCGCUAUUGACACCGACGUUUGUCAAAUUCAUCAACCCUGUCAAUGUCCCAUCGUUGAAGACUCUUGUCACUGGUGGAGAAGCCAUGACACAAGCUGUCAUUCGAUCAUGGUCUCAUAUCAAUCUGAUCAACUGCUAUGGCCCUGCAGAAACAUCUGUUGUCUCACAUGUUCAUCGAGGAAUGAGAGAAGGCAAGAACCCAUUAAAUAUUGGUUAUCAGGUCGGUAUCCACUGCUGGAUCGUUGAUCGGUACAAUCACAACCGUCUUAUGCCAAUCGGAGCUGUCGGCGAGCUCGUUAUCGAAGGCCACACGCUUGCCCGGGAAUACUACAAAGAGCCCGAGAAGACAAGUGAGGCAUUCAUUGUUGAUCCUGAAUGGACACUCAACCAGCCGCACCGUGGCAACCUGAGAAGAAUGUACAAGACAGGUGACCUCGUCAGAUAUAAUUCCGACGGCUCUUUUCACAUUGCUGGACGAAAGGAUUCACAGAUCAAGUUUCAUGGACAGCGAAUUGAACUGGGCGAGAUCGAGUACCACCUUAACGUCGGUAUCGGUAUCAAGCAUGGCAUGGUUGUUCUUCCCAAGGCAGGGUUCUGUGAAGGGAGACUACUUGCCAUUGUUCAGCUAAAUGAUGCAUUGGGCAACGAUCUAGUACCAAACGGUCAGCCUUACAAGCUGGUUGAUGGUCCCCUAGAACAGGUCGCACUUGCCAAAGUUGAAGAGACCAAGCAACUCCUCGCCAAAAGGCUGCCUUCAUACAUGAUUCCUUCCACAUGGCUUGCGGUUGAGUUCAUUCCUCGCCUACAAUCAGGAAAGCUCGACCGCAGGAAGACAGGGAAGUGGUUGGAGGACAUGACCGAGGCUAUCUACAGGAAACUCAACCCUGUAGCCAUCGGUGACCUCCCGGAGACUUUGGCAUUCUCCAACGAGACUGAGUCCCAGUUACACAACAUCUGGGCUCAUGUUCUCAAUCUCAAAACAGAACAGCUUGGCCUCAGCCAGUCCUUCCUGAGUGUCGGUGGCGACUCUAUCUCAGCAAUGCAGGUUAUGAGCGAGUGCAAGAAACGCGGCUUGGGAUUGACUGUCUCUCACAUCAUCAGUUCCAAGUCCAUCAGCGCCCUUGCUAGACAUGUGAAGGAUAUUGAGAAGCCACAGCUACUCCAAGAGACCACUGAAACGCUCUUUGAGCUGUCGCCUAUUCAGAAGCUCUAUUUCUCAAGAUCGAAUCAUGAGCAGGGCCACUACAACCAAAGCUUCCUUCUUCGCAUGAGUCGGCAUGUCGACGAACCCGCUAUGCGCAGAGCUAUUGAAGCUACCAUACGGAGACACUCAAUGCUUCGCGCUAGAUUCAGCCAAGACUCUAGUGGCAUCUGGCAGCAGAGAGUCACCGACGCCGUUGAGAGCUCCUUCCGGUUGCGAUCCGUUCAAUUGACCUCAAAGGAACAGCUUUGUGAUGCACUUGUCGACAGCCAGACAUGUCUUGACCAUUCCAACGGCCUACUUCUCGCCGCCGACCUUAUCAAUGAAGAGGGCCAAGACCAACGUCUGUUCGUUGUCGCUCAUCAUCUAGUCAUAGACCUUGUCUCUUGGAGGAUUAUCUUUCAAGAGUUAGAGGAGCUAUUACUGCGACCUGAACUGAGUCCCGAUAUGGAUAGACCCUUGCCUUUCCAGGCUUGGUGUAAGAUGCAACAAGAGCAUGCUAGUGCUCAGGCACCGGAGCGAGCACUUCCAAUCCAUGGAAUCCCUGAUGGGGACUCUGCCUAUUGGGGAAUGGAGGAUACACCCAACGUUUAUGGUCAGAUGGUCUAUGAAGGAUUCGAAGUUGGAUCUGCACAGACGUCUCUGUUAUUAUCAAAGUGCCAUGAUGCCUUGCGCACUGAGAUCCCGGAUGUUCUCAUGGCGGCUAUGGUCUACUCCUUUGGUCAGACAUUCACUGACCGUCAAAUUCCGGCAAUCUUUGCUGAAGGGCAUGGCCGAGAGCCUUGGGACCCAUCCAUUGACUUGUCCAACGUGGUUGGAUGGUUCACAACCAUUUACCCGGUCUUUGCUGGCUCUAAAGCAUCUUCAACUCUUAUCGACACCGUCAAAAUGGUAAAGGAUGGUCGACGUAAGAUCCCUGAUAGCGGAAGGCCUUACUUUGCUAGCCGCUGGUUGACACAGGACGGUGAGAGCGCUUUCUCUCGUCACUGGCCACUGGAGAUCACGUUCAAUUACCUUGGUCAAUAUCAGCAACUAGAACGUGAGGGUGCUCUGUUUACACCCAUCGGAGAUAUCGCAGGAGAAGUCAGAAGUGCUACCGAUGGCGCUGACGUAGGCUCUUCAACGACUUGCAUUUCUCUCUUUGAGGUUUCCGCCGUCAUCACAAGGGGAACGCUACGAUUCUCAUUUUUGUUCAACCGCAACAUGAAGCACCAAUCCAAGAUUCGAAAGUGGAUUGCUUCGUGCGAACAGAAUAUUGGCCUUCUGGUCGAGUCCCUAGCUAUCAUGCCACCAGAGCCAACAUUGAGCGACUUUCCACUCGUAUCCCUGACCUACGACCGCCUUCGCCUGUUGACACAAGAGAAGCUUCCUGAGGUUGAUAUUGAAGACAUCAGCAAGGUCGAGGAUAUUUACCCUUGUUCACCAAUGCAAUCAGGGCUCUUGGUUAGCACGACAAAGGACAGCGCCGCAUAUGCUGCUUACACACUCCAUGAAGUUAAGAGCAGGAGUGGCGGAUCAGUCGAUGUUAUGAAGCUUGCCAAUGCCUGGAAGCGUAUGGUAGACUACCAUCCUAUGUUGAGAACAGUCUUCGUGGAGAGUGUGACUCUUGACGAUUCUCUAUUUGACCAAGUAGUUCUGAGAGAAGUUCAAGUCCCUCUCGUCAUGUCCGAAUCUGAGACAGAUGAUGAGGCGAUCAGUACUCUGGACAUGCCGCGACACCACAAUGAUUAUUCUCAGCUACUACAUGUGUUUGAGAUUUGUAAGUCCAAGACGGGCAAGGUCUUUUGCAAGUUAGACAUUAGUCAUGUCAUCAUGGAUGGGACUUCUCUAUCUAUUCUCUUUCGCGACCUCUCACUGGCCUACGCUGGCAUACUUGGGUCUGACAAAGGUCCUCCCUACAUUGAAUACAUCAGAAGCCUCCAAUACCAGGAUCUCCAGCAUGGAAUAGAGUAUUGGAAGUCAUAUCUGAUGGAUAUAGAACCUUGCCAUUUCCCCGUUCUUGAUGAUGGUGAAGUGGCCGAGUCGAGGGAGAUGAGGUACUCCAGAGUUCAGUUUGACGAGCUAGCCCAGCUACAGAGCUUGUGUGACGAUCGGGGAGUUACCAUCGUGAACGCCAUCUAUGCUGCUUGGGCGUUGGUACUGCGUCUGUACACUGCGUCAGAGGAAGUCUGUUUCGGCUAUCUCACAUCCGCUCGCGACUUGCCAAUUCAGGGCAUCGAGGAUGUUGUUGGGCCUGUUAUCAACAUGGUUACAUGCCGUGCCAACAUUUCCAAUUCGACAACUCUAGGUGAUGUGAUGGCUAUCGUACAGAAGGACUUCCUGAACAGUCUGGAGUAUCGCCACAUUCCGCUUGCCCAAGUUCAACAUGCCCUGAAGCUAUCCGAUACUGCUCUGUUCAACACGGCGUUAUCGUACAGAAAGCUUCCACCCGCACUGAAGAAUGCCCCAGAUGUUGUGUUUGAAGAAGUUCGUCCGACUUAUGAUCCUGACGAGUACGAUGUGUCUAUCAACAUUGAGGCUGGCGAGAACGACAUGGCUGUUGACUUGAUGUACUGGUCGGAUACAAUGUCAGACGGACAAGCUAAAAAUGUUGCGAGCGCCUUUACCACGGCGCUCAGUAAUAUCCUGCACUAUAGCGACCAACCGAUUACCCAGCUCAACCACCUUGGUCCUCAACACCAUCAUCAAAUCUCGCAGUGGAAUCAUAUUAUUCCUGAGGCUGCUGAAAGCUGCGUGCAUGAUCUGUUUAAAGAGCAGAUGAUCAUUCGCCCUGAGGCUCCUGCAAUUGCUUCAUGGGACGCCGACUUUACCUAUGCAGAGCUUGAUACCGCCUCUACCAAGCUAGCUCAUCAUAUCGCUGACCUGGGCGUUGGUUUGGAGAAAUGUGUGCUGGUCUGUUUUGACAAAUCAGCUUUUACAGUCGUCGCUAUGUUGGCUGUUCUGAAGGCAGGUGGUGUGUGUGUUCCUCUAGAUCCAGCCCACCCAGACGCCGCGAUCAGACUACGCGCUGAGGAUACAAACGCCUCAAUUGCCGUUGUGUCCUCCUCAAUGGCGUCUAGACUCAGUAAUAUAGUCGAGACGACAGUAAUAGUGGACGCACACCUCCUCCAAACCAUCUCAAAGACUACAAUUCUCCCCCAGACUUAUCCCCACAACGCGUGCUUCGUCAUAUACACUUCUGGAAGCACUGGCCGACCCAAGGGCGUUGUCUUGGAGCACAGAGGAAUUGCCACUAAUGCGAAGUACUCUGGACCAAAGCUUGGCUACAGCAAGGAAUCAAGGGUGCUUCAAUUCGCCUCUUAUACUUUUGACAACAGUCUCUCUGAGAUAUUCACUACACUUGCUCUUGGAGGUUGCGUAUGCGUGCCUUCAGAACACGAGAGAUUCCAUGACCUGGCUGGUGCCAUCAACCGCUACAAGGUGACACUGGCUGACAUCACCCCGACCGUUGCCUGUUUGAUCAACCCGUUGGACGUUCCAACUUUGAAGACUUUGGCCCUGGGCGGCGAGGCCGUGACUCAGAAGUGUGUUGAGAUAUGGCGCGACUUCGUGUCUCUACAGUGUUGUUAUGGACCAUCCGAGUGCUCUGUCAACUCUACCCACUCUGGUGAAAUCGCUCAACCGGGCAAGGCUACUAACAUUGGUCGUGCUGUCGGCAGUGUCACUUGGAUAGUCGACAGUACUGAUCACAAUAGCCUGGUACCGAUUGGCUGCAUUGGGGAGCUCCUCGUAGACGGUCCCAUUGUCUCUCGUGGCUACCUCAAUCUGCCGGAGAGGAUGGCACAGUCUUUUGUGGCACCAUCCUCUAUCAUUGGAGAUGUCUGUCGCGAUGGUAACUUGACUCGCAAGCUUUACAAGACUGGUGAUCUAGUGCGCUAUAACUCCGAUGGCACACUUACAUACCUCGGACGCAAGGAUACCCAGGUGAAGCUUCAUGGUCAGCGUAUCGAACUGGAGGAGAUUGAGCAUCACCUUGAGAAAAGCCUCCCCCAGCACUGGACGUCUGCCGUCGAGCUCAUCCAGUUUGAAGGCAAAAAAUCUCUUGCCAGUUUUAUCUGCGCUGACUCAGGUGCCAUUCUAAAUGACGGGACCGAAGGAAGCAGCGUAUUGGCCAUGGAUGAUUCUUUCAGAUCGCUGGCCAAAGAAUUGGAGAUCAGCCUCUCGAAUAGUAUUCCUGCCUACAUGAUACCUUCUAUCUGGUUUCCAGUUUCACAGAUGCCCUUGACCUCGUCAGGAAAGUUGGACCGCCGAAGCCUUCGAUCCCUAGUUCAAUCAGUGCCUGCAGCACAUAUGACCUCUUACAAGUUGGCAUUGAAGAGCGGAAGAGCCCCGUCCAGCGACAUGGAGAAGCAAUUGGCUGAUAUGUGGGCUCAAGUGCUAAACUUGGAUGCGAACACUAUUGGAGUUGAGGAUCACUUCUUCAGGCUUGGGGGAGACUCUAUCGCCGCGAUGCAGUUGGUGACGCUUGCGAGAAAGUCAAACAUCAAUCUCACUGUCACUGGUGUCUUCCAGAAAGUAUCUCUGCAAGACAUGGCUCAAUCGGCACUCCCAUUAUCCAGAGCUGCAGUCACAGCCGUCAAGCCGUUUUCGCUAUUAUCCAACGUGGCCUCAAUGGAUGCAUUGGAAGAGGAGAUCGGAGCUGCGGCUCGAAUCAAUGCCGGGGAUGUACAAGACAUUUACCCUUGUACUCCUAUCCAAGAGGGUCUCAUGGCUCUGUCAGCCAAGGACCCUGGAGCGUACGUCGCCCAAUUUGUCUUCCAAAUGCCGGAUGGUACAGACAUCGACAUCUUCAAGACGGCAUGGCGGCUCGUGAUAGAAGCCGAAGGAAGUCUUCGGACCAGACUUGUACAGACGACCAACAACGGUAUCUUGAAUGUGGUCAUGAAAGAGGAUGUCCCUCAAUGGAACACCUUUGGCAACCUCUUGGAUGCCCAAGCUCUUCGAUCCCAGCUUCUGUCGAGUAACGGCGGAAAGCUGACUGACUACGGAAUUGUUGAAGAUCAAUCUGGUGUCUUAUUCGUGUGGACUAUUCAUCAUGCUCUCUACGAUGGCUGGUGUCUGCCUCUUAUCUUGGACAAGGUCAAGCAAUGCUACGAGAACAUCCAACAACCCGCACCUGAACCCAUCGGCAGCGGCCCUAGCUACUCCAGGUUCAUUCGGUAUCUUACCGAGAUUGACUCUAGCCAAGAUGUCAAGUUCUGGGAGUCCUAUCUCGCUGAUAUCGCUACACAACACUUUCCUCGCCUUUCUAAUCCCGACUAUAAGUCGAAUGCGAGUGGUCUCAUUAUUCACAAGACUAGUUUCGACCAUCACAACGAUGGUAUGAAGACUUCUGGAUUGGGAAUAACCACAGCCACAAUGAUCAGGUCGGCCUGGGCAUUGGCAGUGUCGACCUAUGCAGGAUCAGACGAUGUCAUCUUUUGGGAAACCAUGACAGGCCGUGAUGCUCCCGUCGACGGUAUUGAGGAGAUGAUAGGCGCCACACUGGCUACUGUUCCGACACGUAUAAUACUCGACCGCUCACAAAAGGUCUCUGACCUUCUCAGCUCCGUCCAAGCCCAGUCUGCAGUGGUCAGAACGCACCAAUUUACAGGCAUUCAUCGUAUCAAACGUAUCAACAGUGAUACUGCAUUUGCUUGUGGCGCACAGAACCUUUUGGCCAUCAACUAUGGACCACGGAAGUCGACAGACGCAUUUUGGUGUGACCAGACGAACGAGAUGGCCGGGACCAACUUUUACUCUUACCCACUAAUGCUGUCUUGUCACGUCGCAGAUGGCGAGCUUGAGACUGUUGUUCAUUUUGACCCCGAAGUUAUUUGCGAGUCACAAAUGCAUCGCAUCAUGGAUCAGUUCGCACUGAUGUUGACAACGGUUACGUCCAGAGAGCUGAUGGAUAGGGAACUGAAUGACCUCGAACUCAUCAGUACACGGGAUUACCAGUCGCUUUCUGAGAUAAAUAGUCAAGUGGUACCUGCAUCCGAAACGCUUGUACACGAUGUUAUCAGAGCGACAGGAAUACUACAAUCGCAAGAUAAGGUGGCCGUCUGCGCGUCGGAUCAGAACCUUACGUACUCGGAUCUGGAUUCUCAAUCGACACAUCUCUCAUCUGUCCUGAUUGAAGCUGGCAUUCGACCCAACACAUUCGUUCCUUUCUGCAUGGAGAAGUCAUCUAUGGUCGUUGUAUCAAUUCUAGCCAUCUUGAAGUCCGGUGCUGCAUUCGUGCCCUUGGACUAUGCUCACCCUGACGCCCGUAUCAGUGGCAUCCUUACUGACGUCGAGGCCACAAUUGUCCUAGCAUCCCCUCAGUACGCCGAACGCCUGACCAGGCUAGGCCAGAAGGUCAUCUCUGUAUCCAAAGCUAUGAUGCAGGAGUCGGUACUACCACAGGGACAUGACUUUUCUGUGUCUCCCGAGUCUCCAGCCUAUUGCAUUUUUACAUCUGGCACGACUGGACGGCCCAAGGGGACGAUCAUCAAUCACUCUGCCUUCUGCACUGGAGCGAUGGCCCAUGGAAACGCUAUGGGAAUGACUGAAACAUCUAGAGUGUUGCAAUUUGCUGCGCAUACAUUCGAUGCAAGCAUAAUGGAAACUCUCAGUACCCUAAUUCACGGUGGAACUGUUUGCGUACCUUCUGAGGAAGAACGUAGCAACGAUAUCGCAGGGUUUAUUCGUCGCAUGCGGGUCAAUUGGGCUCUGUUGACACCCUCUGUAGCUCAGCUGAUUGAGCCAUAUACUGUUCCUGAGCUCAAGACGCUGGUGCUUGGAGGUGAGGCUAUGUCUCGUGUCCAUAUAUCAACCUGGGCACCAUUUGUCCACUUGAUGAACGCCUAUGGACCUAGUGAGACUUCAGUUGUCGCAACAGUUAACUCGAGCGUUGGGCAAGACUCUAGCCCAGCCAAUAUUGGUCGUGCUGUGGGAGGUCUUUGUUGGGUCGUCGACUCUACCAACCACGACAGACUUGUACCUAUUGGCGUCGUUGGAGAACUUUUGGUGGAAGGGCCAAUUCUCGCUCAAGGGUAUCUCAAGAAUCCGCAGAAGAAUGCAGAGUCUUUUAUCACCAACCCGCGAUGGUGUGGCAAGUUUCCCAGUGAGACUGCAAGCGACAAGCGCAGAUUCUACAGAACCGGUGAUCUUGCCAAAAUCAACAGAGAUGGUUCUCUCGAGUUUCAAGGGCGAAAGGACAAUCAAGUCAAGAUUAACGGCCAAAGACUUGAGUUGUCGGAGAUUGAACAUCACCUGAGCGCAGACACGGCUGUUCAAUCUUGUUUGGCAUUUAUCCCGAAGAGUGGACAGCUCAAACACCGCUUAGUCGCAAUGCUUUCGCUGCACUCUACAUUCAAUUCAACAGCAGCUGAUGAGAUGCAACUUGUGAUUGACUUUACGCCUUCUGAAUUGACAGGUGUGCGUGACAGUCUCACCGGACAUUUGGCCGCUUACAUGAUCCCAUCUACGUGGAUCAUCGUCAAUCACAUUCCUCUCUUGCCAUCUGGAAAGCUUGACCGGAGAAAGGCUGUUGACUGGGUUGAGGCACUGUCCCCCGAACAAUACCAGAUGGCUCUCUGUGCGCAAGAAGAGACCCAAGCAUCUGGUCUAGACCGAGAAGCUACAACCAUCGAGACUAAGCUUAGGGCUGCCUGGGCUAGGGUCUUAGGCAUUGAGGUCGAUAGCGUGUCAUUUGCGCGAUCAUUCAUUCAAUCGGGAGGAGACUCAAUCUCGGCGAUGCAGCUGGUGGCGGUCUGCAGGUCUUCCAACAUGUCGCUCUCAGUCAGCCAAAUCAUGCAAAGCAAGUCCAUCAUUGAGCUCGCAUCGUUUGUUCAGGCUGUAGAGGAUGUGAAACAUGAGGAUGAAGAAGAAGAAAAUAAAUCAUUCCCUCUAUCGCCCAUCCAGAAGCUUUACUUUGAGCUCAUGUGCUCUGAGUCUACUCGCUUCAACCAGAGCAUGGUUCUGGAGACCACGCGGAAAGUCACACCUCAUGAUUUGUCGAAUGCCUUGGAAACCAUCGUCAAAACCCACAGCAUGUUACGUGCUCGCUUCGCUGAUACUGAUGGGGUCUAUUCUCAGCGUAUAACUACCGACAUUGACGGUUCCUAUGCUUUCGAAUCGCAUGUGGGUGUGCAUCAAUGUCGCGCUUCUGAGUUGAUUGAGAAGACUCAGACAUCUUUGAACAUCGUUGACGGACCAUUACUCGCAGCGGCGAACAUCGAGAUAGAGGACUCCGACAAGCAAAUCGUCUUUUUAGCAGCCCACCACCUUGUUGUUGAUGUCGUCUCUUGGAACAUUAUUUUGCAAGAUCUGGAAGGGUUGUUAUCAUCAUCAGUCGCCAGUUUAGCCAAACCACUUUCGUUCCAGACAUGGAACUUAUUACAGCUCGAAGAAAUCAGCAACGAAACACUAGAUCGUGUUUUCCACGACGUUCCCAUACCUGCGCAAGAUCUCACCUACUGGGAAAUGCAAGAUGUGCCUAACCUCCAUGGCGACACAAUUACGGAGACAACAGAAAUAGCUUCUGAUGUGUCGCUUCGACUAUUGAGUUCUUGCCAUGAAGCAUUCAACACGGAUAUUGUCGAUGUCCUACUUGGUUCUUUGCUAUUGUCAUUUUAUGAAUCAUUUCCCGGCCGGCUUUCCAUGCCAACUAUAUUCAAUGAGGGCCACGGCAGAGAGCCGAGAGAUAACAAGCUAGAUCUGUCGCGUACCAUAGGGUGGUUCACAACCCUUUGUCCCAUCUAUCUACCCGAGUCCUUACCCGCAGAGCCGGAUAUUCUUGAUAUCAUUUGUUGGGUCAGAGACUUCAGACAGCGAAUUCCUGGCAAGGGUCGCCCUUAUUUUGCUCAUCAGAUGCUGUCUGAGGCAGGCCACAACCACUCUCCAGAAUGGCCUUUGGAACUAGCUUUCAACUUUCUCGGUCAAAGGCAGAAGACCGAAUUGGAAGGGUCAGUCUUCAAGUCGCCUGACGGCAUACUCGAGUCAGCAGCUUCACAGACUGAUAUUGGAAUCGAUGUGCCACGACUCGCACUGAUCGAGAUAUCUGCCUCGUUCUGUAGGGAUGUCUUGAGUUUCAGCUUCUCUUAUAACAGAAAAAUGAAACAUCAGCAUUGUGUUCCAGAGUGGAUCGAGAAUUUCUCGGACUCUCUCCAGACCGCUGUCGAGCGAAUGUCCCAGGUCAAACCUGAACUUCGAGAUCCCGACAUCUCUCUCCUUCCGCUUGCAUUCAGAGGUGCUUUCAAGGUCGACGCAAGACUUGCCGAGAAGGGUCUCUCUUUUAGGGGCGACGUCGAAGCUGUCUAUCCUUGCUCUCCAGUUCAGAUGGGUAUUCUCUUUGCCCAGAUCAGAAAUCCCAAGUUCUAUUCGUACUCCGUCACAUUUGGGAUUGACUGCGUCGAGCCAAGUCAUUCUGUAGACGUGCAUCGCCUUGCAGAUGCAUGGCAACGAGUUGUUCAGCGUCAUUCAACUCUCCGAACUAUUUUUGUUGACUCUCUAUUGGAGGAGGGCGGCAUCAACCAAGUAGUUCUGCGCAACCAUUGCGCUGAAGUUUCCGUAUUCGAAUGCGCCGACGACGAGCGACUUCAAAUGAUGACUGAGCGCUUUUCACCAGAAAUCAUGAGUAGUAGGCCGCCUCACCAUCUCAGCAUCUUCAAUAGCACAGAAGGAAAGGUUACCUGCCUUUUGGAGAUGAGCCACGCCUUAUCUGAUGGAACGUCUAUGCCAAUUCUGUUCCGCGACCUGGCAAAGGCUUACGACGGAUCUUUGGACUCGAUAAUUGUUUCGACCUACAGAGAUUAUGUCUCUCAUCUACAAGUUCAGGGCCCUCAUGACAUCGAAUACUGGCGUGAGUACUUGAAUGAUGUCGAACCAUGCCACUUGCUGUCAGUGUCGAAACCCACACUCCCCAAGGUCUUGAGAUAUCUGGACCAGACCAUCUCACAUCCAGAAGACCUACAGGCAUUCUGUACUGAGACAGGUGUCACAUUAUCCAACGUUCUACAGCUCACCUGGGCGUUGGUUCUGCAAGCCUAUACAGGUCAUGACGAUGUCUGCUUCGGAUAUCUCGCUGCGGAUAGAGAUGUCCCUGUUCCAAAUAUCGACAACGCGAUUGGAGUUUUUAUCAACAUGCUGGUUCUUCGAGUGCGCCUUGAUGCGUCUAAAACAGUUGGAGACGCCCUUAGCAUGGUUCAACGAGACCUUAGCGCUGCGAUGGCACAUAGAAAUGUCUCACUUGCCGACAUACAACGUGUGGCAGACUUACCCAACGAACCACUUUUCAACACUGCGUACUCCUUCCAACGAAGGUCCGUCGACAAGUCCAUGCAAACCGGAUCUGUCUCCUUUGACGUCAAGGACGCGCAGGACCCUAAUGAGUAUGACUUGACUGUCAACGUUGAAGUCUGGGAACAAACUGCAGAACUCCAACUAUGUUACUGGACAGACAAAAUAUCUGAUUCACAAGCCAGGAGCCUUGCCUCUACGUUUGACAAGGUCCUGACUUCAAUCAUCACGUGCGACUUAUCGCUUCCUACCGAUCAGCUCGAUAUUCUCAGUGACGACUGCAUGCAACAAUUGAUGGGUUGGAACAACACCCAACCAGCGCUAUUGGACCAAUGCGUUCAUCAUGUAUUCGAGCGAAAUGUCCAGCGCCUUGCCCAUGAUACCACGGCCGUCGAAGCCUGGGAUGCAAUAUUUACUUACAGUGAGGUUGAUGUGGUAUCUUCGCGACUGGCCCAUCAUUUAGUAUCUCUUGGGGUCGUGCCAGAGAUGUAUGUGCCUCUCUGUUUCGAAAAGUCUGCAUGGACACCAAUCGCCAUGCUUGCAGUUCUCAAGGCUGGCGCUGCCUUUGUUCCAAUUGAUCCCAAUCACCCGCCUGAGCGAAUCGAGUUCCUCGUCCGAAACAUCAACGCUAAACUCAUCCUAUGCUCAAAAUCCUUGGUGCACAAGUUCGACAUGGACGUACCGAUCCUUCCCAUCAGUUUCGAGACUAGUUUUGAACUAUCUUCCUUGCCAGCAACUCCGCCCUCUAUCCCAGUUCAACCCGACAACGCGGCAUACAUUAUCUUCACAUCGGGGACGACCGGGGUACCCAAGGGCACUAUCAUUGAUCAUGGGGCCUUUACUACGGGAGGAACUGCUCAUGCAGCAGCUAUUAAAAUGACGUCCGACUCUCGAGUCCUCCAAUUUGCGUCGCACACGUUUGAUGCCAGUAUCAUGGAGAUUUUGACCACCUUUCUGGUAGGCGGAUGUGUAUGCAUUCCUUCCGAGGAAGAGCGUAUGAAUGACCUAGCGGGUGCCAUCUCGAAAUAUGAUGUCAACUGGGCCUUACUUACACCAUCUGUGGCAAAAGUUCUCAAGCCAGGUAGCGUUCCAGGCCUCAAAGUUCUUGUUACUGGCGGUGAAGCAAUGACAACAGAUCACAUCACUAAGUGGUCAAGACACGCUGCGCUUAUCAAUGCCUAUGGACCAAGCGAGGCUUCGGUCAUCGCUGCAUCCCACAUAAAGGUUGACCAGCAUGGAGAAGUCUUGAACGAAGAACCUGCCAACAUCGGUCACGCUGUCGGCUGUCGAGUCUGGGUAGUCGAUUCCCAUAACCAUAACCGCCUCAUGCCUAUUGGAAGUAUUGGGGAGCUUCUUGUAGAAGGCCCUAUUGUGGCACGGGGCUAUCUGAGUAACGAAGUCAAGACAAGAGAUGCUUUCAUUGACUAUCCGCCAUGGCGUGCAAACAUGAAGCUCUGUGGCGACCGGGUGGACCGGAUGUACAAGACUGGCGAUUUGGUCGCGUAUAACUGGGACGGUUCUUUGAACUAUUUCUCGCGCAAGGACACACAGAUCAAGCUCAACGGACAACGCAUUGAGCUUGGUGAGAUCGAACACCAUGUCAGGGCUAACUUGCCAACAAAUGUUCAAUCCGCUGUCGAACUGGUUAUUCCUCAGGGCAGGACAUCGACCAAGAUGCUGGCCGCUUUCUUCACUAUUGAUGAGCAUGUCAACGAGGAGGCUGUAAAGGAAGCGAACGACCCUCUCUUACCUAUGUCGAGUGCUUACAUGGAGAUUGGCCAGUCACUUAAAACGUCGAUCAAGAUUGCCCUUCCGUCGCACAUGGUACCAGCUAUGUAUGUUCCAGUAGCCAGGAUGCCUUGGACAUCAGCUGGAAAACUGGAUCGCCCGAAACUGAGGGCCAUCGUCCAGUCCAUACUACCAAAGGAUAUUGGGUACUACAAGCUGGUUGGGGCUAGUAACAGCCGAGUUCCGACUACUGCGAUACAGCGCAAGUUGCAGAAGAUCUGGGCAAAUAUUUUGAACAUCCCGACCAGCGCCAUCAGUAUUGAUGACAGCUUUUUCAGACUUGGCGGUGAUUCUAUCAGCGCUAUGAAGGUUGUGUCUGCCGCUAGGGUGGAGAAUGUCUCCCUCACCGUUAUGGACAUACUCAAGAGCCCCACGUUGUCGGAGAUGGCCGCGUGUUGUAGUCAUUCUAAGCACACUACCAUUGUGGAUGUUGAGCCCUUUUCACUGUUGCCUGACGUCGAAUCUCCCGCUUUGCUUCUCGAUGAGAUCGCCGAGUGUUGCGACAUUCAUACAAGUCAAAUACAAGACUUGUACACUUGCAGUUCCCUCCAAGAAGGCCUCGUGGCAGCCUCAAUGCAGCAAACCGGCGCCUACGUGGCCAGAUACAUCUUCAAGGUGCCAUCGACUAUCGACGUUGAGCGUCUCCAAUUGGCAUGGCAGAGGACUUCAGACCAAGUCGACAUCUUGAGAUCACGCAUCGUAAACUCUCGAUCCCUCAAGAGUUACCAAGUUAUAUUAGAACCCCAUGCGAUUGACUGGGAAUACUAUAGUAGCCUCGAAGUUGAUGCUAGCCAGACCAUGCCACUACCUGAACGAAACGGAGGGCGGUUGGCUAGGUAUGCGAUCGUUGGUUCUUCCGAUUCUGACCUUCGUUACUUUGUAUGGACAGUACACCACGCCCUUUACGAUGCCUGGAGUAUGCCAUCUUUACUCAAGCUUGUUUCCCAGUUCUACCAAGAAGCGAGUAAGGAACAGCUCGUACCAGUUGUUCCAUACGCCAACUUCGCCAGAUACUUGAUUGGCACCAAUGCACAAGCUUCUGAUGAGUUCUGGAGGGCAACGUUCCAAAACGCGUCAACCGUGUCUCACUUCCCGACCAUCACUCCAUCAGACGCUGAGUCAUCCCAUUCGUCGCUUCAAUAUACAAUUCAGUGCAGAAAGGAUGACAUUGGCGCUGGUAUUACUAUCCCAACCAUCAUUCGUGGAGCUUGGGCGCUGCUUCUGGGAGCUCAUACUGGGUCUGAUGAUGUUGCCUUCGGUGAGACAUUGUCUGGUCGUGACAUUGCUUUGGAGCAUGUUGAAGAUAUCCUCGGCCCAACUCUUACGACAGUGCCCCGAAGGGUCCAAAUUGAUCGAGGUACCACAGUUGGCCACUUCCUGGACACCAUUCAUAAGAAUUCAGUCGAAGUUAUCCCCUACCAGCAUGCCGGUCUUCAGCACAUCAAGCGUCUCGGGGGAUCAAUUGCGGUUGCUAGCGACUUCAGAAACCUGCUUGUUAUCCAGUCCAGCGAUGAAGUAGCAGAACAACAAGACCUUCUACAGCCGCUCGAUGAACAAGUGAACCACAAAAACUUCUUCACUUAUCCACUGGUUGUUGAGUGCUCAGUUGAACUGAACAAUUUGGUGCUGACCAUUCACCACAACGAGACCGUCAUGACAAGCUGGCGGGCAGAGCGUCUUGCUCACCAAUUUGACGUGCUUGUUAAACAGCUCAGCCAUCUAUCCCAGGAGCCGAAUCAUAAGUUGGCUGAGAUUCAGUUCUGCGACGAAGAGGAUCUCCAGAUAAUCAAGGGCUGGAACAAGGGAACUCGAGAUAUUGCACAUGAUAGCAUCUCCAGCCUUUUCUGGCAGGCAGUAGCUGCGCGCCAUGAUGCUACCGCUAUCCGGGCUUGGGAUGGUCAUCUCACCUACGGUUCCUUAGCACAGCACGCUGGACGUCUUGCCAGGCGUCUUGUGCAGGAGGGCAUCAGGCCCGAAACAAUGGUACCCUGCUGUAUGGACAAGUCUCUCUGGACUACCGUGGCGAUGGUUGCUGUGAUUCUUGCUGGUGGUGCCAUUAUCCCGUUGGAUCCCGCUCAUCCUCGUGCUCGACAUGCAGAGAUUGCCCGAGAAUGCAAGGCCAACAUUGCUCUAUGUUCGCCACAGUACCAAGACCGAUUUGGAGACGUUGCUAAUACUGUUAUUGCGGUCGACCAAGAGCUUUUCCAUAAAGAGAUUUGUCAAGAGCAUGUCAUUCCUGAAGACCUACCAACUGUGACAGAAAAGAACGCAGCCUUCGUUAUUUACACUUCCGGCAGUACUGGUAAGGCAAAGGGUGUUGUCAUUGAGCAUGGCUCAUUUGUGGCUAGUUCCAGAGCCUACACAGAACGCAUGCAUCUCGUGACUACCUCGAGAGUCUUCCACUUUACGUCAUACGCUUUCGACAUCGCUAUGGGAGAGACAUUUAGCACGCUCAUUACGGGUGCAUGUCUCUGUGUUCCCAGUGAAGAAAUGAGGGUUACCGAUUUGCCGGGUGCCAUGAAUACUCUCGAGGCUACGUGGGCCUUUCUGACCCCCUCACUGGCCAACAUGCAGGAUCCCUCCAUGUUCAAGACCCUCCAAACACUUGUCUGUGGAGGUGAAGCCAUGACAUCAGAAACUAUCAGCAAGUGGUCGCACAAGGUCAAGUUGAUCAAUGGCUAUGGACCUGCUGAAUGUACAGUGUAUGCUGUCGCCAAUUCCAAUGUCGCUGAAGAUCAAGAUCCCUCCAACAUCGGCCAUGCUACGCAAGGUUGUCACACUUGGAUCGUUGAUACCAGAGAUCACAAUCAGCUUGUUCCUGUGGGUUGUGAAGGUGAACUGCUCAUUAGUGGUCCCAUCCUGUCUCGAGGUUACCUUAAUGACAGCACAAAGACAUCACAACUAUUCAUCGAAGAGCCGACAUGGAUGCAUCACUUUGUCGACGAGAAGCACGAACGGCCAGUUCGUCUGUACAAGACAGGCGACAUGGUCAGGUAUCGACCAGAUGGCGGUUUGACCUUUAUUGGCCGCAAGGACAAUCAGGUGAAGCUUCACGGUCAGCGCAUGGAACUAGGCGAGAUCGAAGCGUGUCUUGAGUCUGACUCACGGCUUCGCAAUGCUCUGGUCGCACUACCGAAGUCUGGAAUCUUCAAAGGCCGACUGGUGGCCGUUCUCUCAUUCAAGAACCCCGACUGUCACAAUCCGGGACUUGUUUCUUCACAAUUUAGUCCAAUUUCUGAUUCUGCCAUGGAGGUAGCUCGACUCAAUAUUCCUGACUUGCAGCACAUUCUAUCCGAGAACCUACCGCCUUACAUGAUGCCUUCGUCAUGGCUCGUGGUUGAUGCUAUUCCCUUGUUGCUAUCAGGGAAGCUUGACAGGACCAGUACUCAGGCAUGGCUCGCUGAAAUGGAUACGGAAAUGCCCGAAUUUAUUCUCACUCAACCAGACAGCCAGACUGCUGUCGAUUCCGACACGACACUGGUUUGUCAACUUCUGAGACGCAUCUGGGCCUCAGUUCUCCGCAUUCCGCACGAAGCUACACUACCGAAUCGCUCAUUCAUUUCCCUAGGUGGAGACUCCAUCAUGGCCAUGCAAGUCAUGUCUCGUUGUCGCGAUCACUCCAUUCAAUUGACCAUGCGAGACAUCAUGAGUGGCAAAUCCAUCAUCGACUUAGUUGCCCUCAUUGAGAAGGAAGAUCGCGGGAGGCAGAAUGGCAUUCCCGACUAUGAAGAUGACAACAGUCAACCAUUUGCGUUGUCACCGAUCCAACAGCUAUUCUUUAACAACAGUUCCAACAAGGACCGUGGAGACCGUUUCAACCAAAGCCAGCUCUUUUCGGUCAAGAAGUCCAUUGAAGCAUGUAAUAUCGCCAAUGCCAUUCAUUCAUUAGUGCAGAGACACCCAAUGCUUCGUGCGCGAUUCAGCAAGUCUGCGACUAUUGGCCAGUGGUCUCAGCACAUUGCCCCGGAUACUGAAGAUUCUUACAGUUUUCAUUUCCACGAGGUCAGCGAUGCCUCCCAAAUCGCCCAAUACAUCGCUACCAGCCAAGAGAGUAUCAAUAUCUCCGGUCCAGUAUUUAUUGUUGACCUGUUCAGAAUGCCCGAUGGCUUUCAACAUGUCUCCAUGAUCGCUCACCAUCUCGUUGUUGACGUCGUUUCCUGGAUCAACAUCGCUCAAGACCUCGAGACAUUGCUUUCAUCUUCAAGUUCAAUGUCACCAAGGCCUCUAUCGUUCCGAAGGUGGAAUGCAGCACAGAUUGAGCAUGCCAUAUCAAUGCAGAAGGGAAGCGAGGAUCUACUGCCAUUCACUUUGCGACCUGCAAAUCUAGACUUCUGGGGUGUUUCAGACAUCUCUAACAGCUAUUCACAGGCCACUCAGCAAUCAUUUACUAUCUCGGACACCGACACUGUCUCUCUUCUGUUAGAAGACGCACAUCGAACACUCAGAACCGAACCUCUGGAUCUUUUUAUCUCAGCUCUGUUUAUGUCAUUUGGACAGUGCUUCCCAGACCGUGAGCUUCCAACAUUGUUCAAUGAAAGCCAUGGCCGUGAACCGUGGGAUGACUCGAUUGACCUUUCCCAAACUGUCGGAUGGUUCACCUCACUUUGUCCUAUCGAUGUAUCACAUCACAACGUCGACCCUACCGACACUAUUGACUUUGUUCGUAAAGUCAAAGACUCGAGACGUGCCAUACCCGACAACGGCCGCCCUUACUUCGCUCAACGUUAUCUAGCCAAUUCCACGAAACCGUCUCCAGACAGUCAGAAGCCAAUGGAGAUACUAUUGAACUUUCUAGGCCGGUCGCAACAAAUGGACGGGGACGAAUCUCUUCUACGCCCGUUCAACCUCUCCAUGAGCGAGGAAGAAAUGGAAUCUAUGUCAGAUGUUGGUCCUGAAACACGUCGCCUAGCUCUAUUUGAGCUCUCCAUUUCUAUUCUCAGUGACGGCAUUCAUUUCAACUUCAUGUACAACAAGAACAUGCUACACCAAGAUCUCAUCAAGCAGUGGGUGACCACCUGCAAGGAGGUUCUCAGCGACAUGGCAACAGAGCUCAGCGUCGCUCCAUCCUGUCCCACUAUCAGUGACUUUCCACUCAUGUCCUUGGACUACACCAAACUUGACAGGCUGGUUGCCAAGUCUCUACCUACUGCUCAUGUUCGUUUCGAUGAGGUGGAAGACAUGUAUCCAUGCUCACCUAUGCAGAUGGGUAUACUUCUAAGUCAGCUUCUAGAUCCCUCUCAAUACUUGUUCCACACCAUCCUUGAAGUGUCUGCCUUUAACAGCUCAACCAUCAAUUCUACAAAGCUUGCUCAGGCCUGCUCGGAAGUCAUUGAGCGUCACGCCGCACUUCGAACUGUCUUCAUCGAGAGUGUUCGCAGUGGAGGUUCCUUUGAUCAGGUCGUUAUACGUCCGGGCAAGCCUCGAAUUCACAUCGUCAAAUGUCGAGAGAUUGAUGUCAUGGCAAAGUUGAACGCCAGGUCACUCGCAAAGACCAACAAGAGACACGGAACGCCCAUUCUUCCCUAUCAGAUCACAAUAUGCGAAACGACGCACGGCAAAGUUUUCCUCAAGCUUGAAAUGAAUCACGCUGUAACGGACGGUGCGUCCACGGCAAUCAUCGUUCGCGACAUCUCCAGCGCAUACGCCAAUAGCCUCCACCCCACCAAGCCUCCAUCAUACAAGGAAUACAUCAGUUACAUCUCGAAACAACCGACUGAUUCGAGUUUGAUGUACUGGAAGAGCUAUCUGUCUGGAGCCAGGUACACCGAAUUCCCAUCCAUGAACUCGGAUCACAUGGCAGGUCGGAGUCUAGGCUCCAUUGCCGUCGAGUUUGACAGAUUCUCAGAACUUCACUCACUUGGAUCGGAUACUGGUGUGACAAUCUCAAACAUGAUCAUGGUGGCGUGGGGACUCGUCCUUCGUAAAUACACCGGUUCCCAAGAUGUCUGCUUUGGGUAUCUAGCUUCUGGUCGCGAUGCUGACAUCGAUGGUGUUGAUGAGAUCGUCGGGCCAUUGAUCAACAUGCUUGUCUUCCGCUUCCAAUUCACCCACGGAAUGCUUCUCAAGAGACUCUUCCUCGACACGCAAGAGGAUUACGCCAACAGUCUUCCACAUCAGCAUUUCUCUCUUGGUCGUGUUAGUCAUGAACUAGGACAAUCGAAACGAGGUUUCUUCAACACGGCAGUGUCCAUUCAAAAUUCCGGUUCUUCAGGACACUCAGAAAUCAGUGCUCUACAGUUUGAAUCCGUGGAUGCCUUCGAUCCAAGUGAAUAUGCUGUUACGCUCAACGCAAACACCACUCGCGACGAUGAAGGGAUCGUGUUCCGAUAUUGGACCAACAUCCUUUCCAAUGCACAAGCUAAAGACCUUGCCAUCGUCAUGUCUGAGGUACUGAGCGAUAUCAUCGAUCACGGUGAGGAAGCUUUGUCACAUCUGCGGGUUUCACGAAAUUCGGCAAUGCCUAUCAAUACCGCAGGGGUACUAGAUGGAUGGACCUUCCAGCACAGCCAUACGAGCCGACAGGUUCAAACACCCACAUCGACAAUGAGUAGCUAUUCUACAGGACCUAGUGCCACACUUUUCUCGCCAUCUACAUCUUGGGGUUCGUUGCCCCGAGACAAGGAUCAGCUCUAUAUGAAGCUAUCCACAUUGUGGGAGCAUCACCUUGAUGUUGCAUCAACUGACAUCACAUACGAGAUGAGCUUUUUCGAGUGCGGUGGUGACUCUAUCAUUGCCAUGGCCAUGGUGGGAGAUGCUAGAGAUCAAGAUCUGCCACUCACCGUGGCUGACAUCUUCAAAAACCCGACCUUUGGCUCCAUGCUGAAUUGUCUCAGAGACAAGUCCUACAGAGACGCAGACAUGGUUUCAAGUGAUGGGAACACAUCACUUUUAAGCUCAAAGAAGGAAGCCAUCGCGAUGGAUCAACAUGUCUAUGAACCACUCUCUCUUCUAUUCCAACAGAACGCUGAGCAGUUCGUCCGAGAGCAUGUUUGUCCCGUUGUUGGAGUUUCCCGAGCCAGCAUCACAGAUGUCCUACCAACAACCGACUUCCAGUCUCAAGCCGUUGAGGGAAGCCUUCUUGAAUCACGAUGGAUGCUGAAUCAUUUCUUCCUCGACGGUGCAGGGUCACUUGACAUUGGCCUUUUACAAGAGAGUAUCACAAAUGUCAUUGCCGCCUACGACAUAUUGCGUACCGUCUUCGUUCCAUACCAAGAAACCUACUUGCAGGUCGUCCUCCGCCACGUUCAGUCCAAACUUAUUCUCCAUGAUGUGGACGACAUUGAGGAAUUCACAUCGGAGCUCGAAUCAGAUCACCUACGUCAAACUCCCAGGCCUGAGAAAUCUUCUCUCCGCUUUAUUCUUGCCCGACACAAAUCCUCAGAACGACACAGGAUCUUUGUCCGACUGUCUCACGCCCUUUAUGACGGUGUUUGCUUCCCAACCAUCCUUAACGCGUUGAAGGCAUCCUACGAAGGCGAGCAUAUUGUCACGCCACCUUCGUAUGCGACUUAUAUCCACGGCUUGUUUGGCAAGGCCAAUUCUGACCAAUACACCUACUGGAGAUCCCUCCUCAAGAAUUCCGUUCCUACAAACCUCGUUCCACGACAAUGCGGCUCGAUGCGCACAAGUCCUACGCAGUUAAUGAAACGGACUGUGGCCACACCCUCGCUCGCUACUUUCAACAUCACGACCGCUACUGUUGUCAAGGCCGCCUGGUCUAUGGUUCUGGCCAAGAAUACUGGGAUGACCGACAUUGUCUUUGGCCACCUCAUUAGUGGGCGGAACUCACGCCAUGUUCCUGGCAUCGAAGCUAUUGUCGGCCCUUGCCUCAAUGUGGUUCCUGUACGCGUACAAUUACAAGACUCUUGGACGGUGCUAGACCUUCUUCAACACAUUCAGCACCAGCAAGUAGACAACAUACCGUACGAAUCACUUGGCUUCAGAGAAAUCAUCAAAGGCUGCACGAACUGGAACGACAAUGGAGCAAACGGAUUUUCUACUAUUGUCCAGCAUCAGAGCAUGUCUCAAACUGGCAGCCUGGACAUCGGACCAAACACGUACAAGGUUGGCGCGAUCGCUUCUCAGGAAGACACGGCCGACUUUAGCGUUGUGACCACGCCACAGGACUCCGGCAACACUGAGGUCUGUUUCUUGUAUCGCCAAGAUGGAGCUGAAAGAAUGAAGUUGGCUGAGCAAUUGUUUAGUUGUCUUUGUACAACAAUCACGGACUUCUCCACUAAUGUUGAGGUACCGGUGACUGUUUAG
This is a messenger RNA of Fusarium venenatum, 22926 nucleotides long. RefSeq lists its product as uncharacterized. Lineage: Eukaryota; Fungi; Ascomycota; Sordariomycetes; Hypocreales; Nectriaceae. The record is from RefSeq and is a predicted model, not a curated record. Gene Ontology annotation, molecular function: phosphopantetheine binding; catalytic activity.